AAUCUCUGUCCACGGGAAGCACCCAUUGAAGCCGACUCCUUUGUCCCAGCCUCGGUGCAUCGACAGCGGCGUAACAUCGUCUCCAGGGAUUCUGCCGCCAGCGCCGUCUCCGCCGCCAACAACGGUCCUCCACACGCAACUGGAUCCGAAGAUGAGGCCCUGUUGGCAAAAGUCUACAACUUCCUGUUUGGCAAUGUUGGUGCAAAAGAGCCUGUCUGGCCUCGAGAGCCCGCAACCAGGCCAGUGGAGAGCGAGAAUGUUUAUCAAAACUACCAGAGGGAUAGCCCUCAUGGACAUUUGCGCAUAAUGGAGGAACAAGUGCAACAGACUCGAAAUGAGAUUGCGCAGGCAACCGCCGUCAAUAGUUGCCUCCAAUUGCAGGACCAGGAGAUGGGCAUCAACGAUUUGGUCAAUCAAAUUCGGCUGUUGCGUUUGAUGCGCCAGAGGGACACAGUCGGACACUCCUCGUCCUCCUCUUCCUCCGCCAACUUUGGAUUCCCCAACCAGAAUGGUCGGGAAGUCCUCCUCCCCCCGUUGUCCGCCUCCACCUUUCAGCCAAUUCGCGAUGCACCAAAACACGACCCACUAACCGCUUGUCGUGCUGAGAACGGCGAGACCCCUCCUACCCCCCAGUGGACCAACUCUCCCCUCUUUGAUACGCAUACUGGGGCGCCCCAGCCCUUGAGUGACCUCGUGGAGGGCGGGGGUGGUCGGGGGCCUCGAAAACAGCAACAACAGGAGCGUCAACAACGACGAUUUUAA
This is a messenger RNA of Dibothriocephalus latus, 762 nucleotides long. NCBI's taxonomy places the organism in Eukaryota, Metazoa, Platyhelminthes, Cestoda, Diphyllobothriidea, Diphyllobothriidae. The record is from the annotation of a GenBank genome assembly.